ACAAAGCCACCACUAGCACCGAAACCAAAGAUUAUCGGACAUCUUUCUCCAGUAGCUGUCUCCAAAUUUUCUCCUUCACUGCCAAGGGCUGAUAUUCUUCAUAACCCGAACUCUAUGUCUAGGGGUCCUAAACCACCUAUUGCUCCCAAGCCAAAAUUCUCAGUUGACACUGAGGGCAAAUCCAGUGUUUAUGCCAACAACAACUUAAAUAAAUGCUCAAAUGGGAAACUGGUAUGUUUUGAUGGAGAGCUGUGUGAAGGAAACCAAUGCAAUGUUGAUUGCUCAGAAUCUGAGGCAGAUAAUGAAUACAUUGUAGUUCCUGAAGUUCAGCAGACCAACAAAGAUUGUAACGACUUAGAUUCCUCUCUGGAAAAUGAAGUCUUGGCAACUCCAGAAGAGGUAGAGAAGGCAGAGGAUAACGUUGUUAAUGAUGAGGAUACCAGUGAUCAAGAAGUCACUGAAGAUAAGCACCCCAACUCUUCAGAUAUUGCUGAACCAAUGGAACCAGACUCUGAAGAGUCCCCCAGAGACUGUGACCAGUCCAAAGCACUUUGUGAGUCCUCAGGUGCCCCUGAUGAGGAUAAUGAUGCCUCUGAGAAUGCAGAUGACGAUGAGGAUAUCCUAGGUGAUUGUAGUGAAACCAAAAACAAGGGGGAAACUUCUAACAACCUGGAAGUGGUUAAGGACAAUAGUGAUUGUAAGACUGACAGUGAUAACAUUUUGAAUAGAGAUGAAGAACUAAUGGGCAAUACCUGUGAAAAUACCAUUGUAGUGCCAUUACCUGCAGACGAAUCAACCCCAGGUUGUGGGAAUGCAGGGCAGGAGAAGGAGACAGAACUGCCUGAGAUUUUAGAAAAAGAAGAUGGGUGUCUAGCACACGAUCAUGACCACUGUGCCCAUGCAGAGCUUGAUUUGAACAUGGAAGGGGAGUUAGAAAAUGAUGACUGUGUAAGCCCUGACAUGCUGCCUGGUAAGACCAGUGAAGAAACAGCUUCUGGCCUAGAACCAUGUGAAGAUGAAAUCAAUGCUGAAGAUUAUUUAGGAGAGCCCUUCAAUCAAGCAGCAGCUGAAGAGGAGGAAGCAGACCCAGAUGAGCACAAUAAUAAAAUCACGGGAAAUGCCAUUGAUGUCUGCCAGCUCACUGAGAGAAGAGGUGAAGAGAAAACAUCAGAGGUAGCCUGUGAAGCAAGCCAAAACUAUGGGAAAGCGGAAGAAGAAACUAUGAAUGCAGAAAACACAGACGAUGACUGUCAAAUUGCUUCUUGUGAGAAAGAAUGGAGUGAGGAAAUAGCCAUGGAACAUUCAGAAGAGAAUCUUCAAACGGAAGGGACCUCUCUGGAUGAAGAUGAUGUGAUCUCUGAUAGUCUACCUACUAGUCCAGGGAUGGAGCCAGAGCUGGAAGAUGUGACUGUUGAAGAGCACAAUGAAAGUAUUGUAGAAACCUCUGAGUCAGAUGAGCUGCAACUUCAAAACAAUGAGGUGAAAGCAAACAGCCUCAGCAAAAGUGUCUCAAGUCCACCUCAACAGAUCCCACUUGAGGACGAGUUAGAAAUCUGUAAGCAUGAUAAAAUGAAUGCAGAAUGUGUCUUGCAUGAAAAUCUAGCUGUCCCUAAAGUAGCCAUUGUGCCUGAUGAAUCAGAGGAAAGAGAAACUAGCAGUGAUUCCCUAGAUGAUCCUUAUGUGCUUCCUGCAGAAAAUGAAAUUGCUCAUGAUGGGCAGACUGAUUUAGGAGCUGAUCACAGUAAAAGGGAUGAAUUAGGCAUGGAUGGUGAAAACAACUUGCUGCCCAUUGAUCGUAAAAGCAUUGUCACUAGAACACGGUCGCUGUCUGGGAAAAUGCCAGGCUAUGUCCCAGAAACAGUUCCAGAAGAAACUGGACCCGAAACUGAUUUACGGUCUUCCUGCAAUGGCUCUGGCAUAGCAGAUUUCAGGAAUAAUUUAUUUACGGUGGAAGGAAAACCAAUGGAAGUCAACAGGGCAGUACCAACCAAGUCAAGACGUUUCAUUUUAUAUCCUCGAUCUUAUUCUGUUGAAGGGAGAGAGAUACCUGUCUCUGUUUACAGGGAAAGUGAUGGCUGUGUACUGGAUGAUGGUAGAAUAAAAAGGACAGAAGACAGCUUGUCUUUGCCGUGUGUCAAUGGUUCCUCAGGUAGUUUUUCCCAGAGAAAUCAUCUUUUACCAUGUGGUAUAUCUACUCCAUCCUCAGUUGUUGAUAUACCACCUCCAUUUGAACUUGCCUACAUCACCAAAAAGCCAAUCACUAAAAGUUCCCCUUCACUUUUGAUAGAGAAUGACUCAUCUGAUAAGUAUUCCAAGAAAAAAAAAUCUUCCUUUAAGAGGUUUCUUACUUUAAAAUUCAAGAAGAAAACUGAAAAUAAAGUCCAUGUAGAUGUUAAUGUUUCCUCUUCAAGGUCCUCAUCAGAGUCUAGCUAUCAUGGGCCUCCAAGGCUGAUAGAGAUGGACAGGAGGAGCCUAAGUGGCUCACCUCAACUAAAAUCACAUGUGGGGAAGUUCCGUGCAUCUGAGUCUCCCUCAGCUGUUCUUUUCUACAGGGAUGGUAAAAGAAAAGGAACGCCCAAGUCCUUCACUAUGAGCUCUGACUAUGAAAAUAUACAAAUUCCUCCUCGAAGAUCCACCAGAGCAGGAACUUUUACUGAGUUUUUUGAAGAUCCCAGCAGGGCAUUAUCUGCUGCUAAUGAAAAUGAUGGCUAUGUGGAUAUGAGCAGCUUCACUGGCUUUGACAACAAGCAGCAAACUACAGACCAGGAAACAGAAAGUGCCUACACUGAGCCCUACAAGGUGUGCCCAGUCUCUGUGAUACCAGUGGAGGUCGUCACAUCAGAUGAGGAACAGAGGAGUUCAGAAGACGAGGAGAGCAGCCCUAGUGAUCCCAGUCUCAUCAACAAGAAAGAAGGCCAGUCCAGAGCUUACCUCAUUGCCCAGGAGCUGAUGUCUUCAGAAAAAGUAUAUGUGGAGAUGCUCCAGCUGUUAUGUAUGGAUUUCUAUGAAGGUAUCCUGAAAGUGCUUGGAGAGGAAGGUGAAAACGAACAGGAAGAAAAUAAACUCAAGCAGGGUUUAAGUGAACUCCCUGAAAUUUAUGAAUUACACCAAGACAUCAUGGGUGAACUGGAAGAAAGAGUCCUUAAAUGGGAAGAACACCAGAAAGUUGCUGAUGUUUUUCUUUCCAGAAAAUCAAGGCUGAAUCACCACACAGCAUACAUUAUGCAGUUUGAUAAGAAUUUGGCUUUGCUAGAUGAAACCUGCCUUAAAGAUUCCCAACUGGCUACCAUAAUUCAGGAGUUUGAGCAGAGCUCUGGUGGCAGCCCUCAGAGCGUGAAACACCAGCUUUUGAAAGUGGUGCAGCGUGUCUUCCAGUAUCGUGUGCUGCUCACAGAUUACCUGAAUAAUCUUUCCCCUGAUUCUACAGAGUAUGAAGCCACACAAGCUGCCUUAUUAAUUGUUUCUGAAAUCACUGACCGAGCCAACGAUAGCAUGCUCCAAGCGGAAAACUUGCAGAAGCUCGUACACAUUGAGAACAGCGUGAGAGGGCAGAGCAGCCUCCUCCAGCCAGGAAGGAUCUUUGUUAAAGAGGGAACGCUGAUGAAAGUCUCUGGCAAAACCAGGCACCCUCGGCAUUUGUUUUUGAUGAAUGAUGUUCUGCUGUAUACAUAUCCCCAGAAGGAUGGCAAAUACCGACUGAAAAACACCUUGGCUGUGUCAGGCAUGAAGGUCAGCCGCCCAGUGACAGAAAAAGCCCAAAACGUCCUGAAGAUUGAAUAUGAUGAAUAUUGCCUGACCCUGUCAGCAAGCUCUUGCUCGGAAAGGGAUGACUGGUACAGCUGCAUCAGCAGACACAUCCCAGAUGACUACAGCGCUCACAACACUUCCACUUUCCACAGCAGCGUGGAGCUAAGGGAAAGGCUUGGAAUAUCCUUGGGUGAGAGACCUCCUACUCUGGUACCUGUGUCCCAUGUCAUGAUGUGCAUGAACUGUGGCUGCGACUUUACUCUCACUCUGAGGCGACAUCACUGUCACGCCUGUGGGAAGAUUGUAUGUCGAAACUGUUCAAGAAACAAGUACCCUAUGAAGUACCUCAAAGAUCAAGCAGCCAAAGUCUGCAAUAGCUGCUAUGCGGAACUUAAGAAAAGAGAGCGACCACUAAGUGUGAGCUUCCCUCCAACUUCAUCCAGGUCUUCAAGCAGUGCCUUCUCCUCUGUCUUCCACAAUAUUCAUUAUUCAUCUUUUAAGAAACAGAAGAAGAUUCCUUCAGCUCUUAUGGAGGUGGCAGCCUCAGGAGAGGGAGCUACCAUCAGCGGUUACCUCAGCAGAUGUAAGAGAGGCAAAAGACACUGGAAGAAACGCUGGUUUGUUAUCAAAGGCAAAGUCCUCUACACCUACAUAGCAAACGAGGUACUGUGCAAUCUGACUUCAAAUACUUUCCUGUCUGAGCUCCCACCUUUACUCCCUGCAGGCAGCACAGGUGAAUGCGAAAG
Messenger RNA from Apaloderma vittatum (bar-tailed trogon), 4493 nucleotides. It is a transcript of the gene FGD5, whose product is annotated as FYVE, RhoGEF and PH domain containing 5. The annotation marks the transcript as partial. NCBI's taxonomy places the organism in Eukaryota, Metazoa, Chordata, Aves, Trogoniformes, Trogonidae. The record is from RefSeq and is a predicted model, not a curated record. The transcript has 19 exons. Gene Ontology annotation, molecular function: guanyl-nucleotide exchange factor activity; metal ion binding. Gene Ontology annotation, cellular component: cytoplasm.